AUGAGCAAAUCAAACGCGAUAAUAGUGCUAGAUCGAGGUAAGAACACCGCGUGCACUAUCCACCUUCACGGAGGCACCGUGUUGUCGUGGAGGAUCGACAACAAAGAGCUGCUCUAUUUGAAACAGAAAGGGGCGUUCAAUGACAUCUCGCCUAUCCGCGGAGGCAUCAAUUUCGCCUUCCCGUACGUCGGGGGCUCCGCCAAAGGCCCGAAGCACGGUUUCGCCAGGUCCGUCCCAUGGAAACUUGAAGAGGGACCCACCACGCUGCCGGACGGGGACGUGGUGGUGGUGUUGAGUCUCGUACCGACGGGCUACACCAACUCCAUAUGGAACUGCAAGUUUAAGUUCACCUGCAAAGUGACUUUGGCCUUACGCAUGCUCAGAUACGACCUUAAAGUGGAGAACGUGUGUCCUUACUUCCCAUUCACGUUCACCAUCCUCAGACACUCCCAGUUUAGGUGCGUCGACGUGCGAAACGUCGACAUUUUUGGUCUAGGCAAUUGCAAGUACAAAAACUUGCUAGACAAAACCGAUAAAUGUCUCGAGUGGCCUUCGGAAGAGGUCAAAGUCAACGGAGAAUGUCGCAUGCUCUUCCUAGAAGCACCGACGGAGAUUCUGGUGCGCAACCUCAGACCGGGCCUGGAUCUGAAACUCACGUCUGACACCAAGGAGUUCGUCGUACACAAUCCCUGGGACGAGACCCACAAAGACGUCCCAGAAGAAUCGCAGCAUUACCCCGACGAAUACUUGCACCAUGUGGGUAAGGCGCGUGUUCUUGGGGUCGCGUUUGGUACCCUGAGGUACAAAUCUCUUCUAGGUGUGGGUUGCGGCGUUUUGAGCAACCCCAUUAAGCUGAACCCGUUGCAAGCGUGGGAAUCCCACCAGGUUGUGGAAGUGGUAGAUUAUAGGGAAUCGGGUGCGGUUAGAGUUUUCGAUAACUUGUACGAUUUUAUAAUGGACGAAUGAAACAUGCGGCGUUGCCGGUGUGCGGCGCCGGCAACGUCGCGGCACUUUAUCGUGAUUUUCGACGGGCCAAUUGGCUAUAAUUUGGAAUAAUUAUCGGAGAAAGGCGAACGCAAUAAAUGUAACCAAAAAAAAGGGGACUAUUGGUCAUUUUUUCGAGUCCAUCAAAAAACCGGGGCUCUUUAACCGUCGGCAACGUUGCCAAACGGGCGGCCGAAUCCUGUUAUCGGUCGGGGUGAAAGUCUCGUGGCAAUUUCAGCCGGGACGUCGAAAUUUUUUUUAUUUUGUGUCGGUUUCUAUUUUUAACGACCAAUCUCGUAGGUCAGUUAACUCGUAAAAAUAGAUGGAAUUCUUUCAGGCCCGUUCUUUUUGUUUAAUAUGCGGCGGCCAUAACGCAAAUCGAUUCUGGUUUACGACUGGGAAUAGCCAAGUUGGUGAAAUAUGUGUUUUCGUGUCAAUCAGCCAGCGCCGCUCGUCCGCCAGCCAAUAAAUUUUAACUAAUUAGUAAAAAAAAAACACAAAUGCGACAACGGCUUCAUUAACUUACUGUUUAAUUUGCCAUAUAUACAAAAUAAAGCAGUGUUCACCCGAAUGGAAAUGUUAUGUAAUACAAAAAAUAACUAACCUUUUACUGUUAAAUUAUACGCCAAAUGCUACAGGCAGGGGCUUCGGUGUAAUAAAUAAUUAUGUAAUAAAUAGUUAUUGUAUUGUACUGCUUCCUACGUCUAUUAAUUUUCAUAAUCAUUUUUGUAAUUGUGUACACAAUAUCACAAAAAGGAGUGUGAUAAAUUUUAAUGGCGUUGUAAUGAUUAAAAUGUAAUACCGCCGUGCUAUUGUGCCGUAUUGGAUUGCUUUCUUCCUCAAUUAAUAAAAGAAUUAAUUUUUUUAAUUAUAUUAAUGAGGAGAAUUUGUUUCACAGAUUUUUUGUUGUAUUGCUUUCUUCGUCAAUUAAUUUUAAUAAGCUCUUUUGUAAUUUUGGGCAAAAUAACACAGACCGUAAUCGAGAAAGUUGAAAAGAAAUUGUAUUAUUGACUGAUAGUUUAAUUAGGAGGUAUUGUAUUGCUUUAAAAAAAAAUCAAAAAAAAAUUAUUAAGGCUGAAAAUGUUAUUGCCGUCAUUAUUGUUAAUAGAUAGGGGCUUGGACGCCUCAAAAAAUCGUAAAAAAGUUGUAUUAACGGCGUAAUAAUAAUAACAAUAAUAAAUUGUCUUUAUUGUAAAUAAAAAUAUUACAAUAUAAGUUGUAAUACAAAAGUGGCCUCAUUCGGAAAUUGCGCUCUUCCAUGUAACCACAAUAACCAACACAACAGCACCAACACCAUAAUUGUCAACAAAAUACACAGCCGUAUAUACAUCGCAAAUACAAGGAGUAGACGCACAUCAUAAACUCAUACGCUUUUGCUAGAUUUCAGUUUAAAAAUAAUUAUCAUUCGAUUUCCGGACAGUAGCCAACUAAUCAAAACUAAAGAUCUCCAAUGUAAGUUAAAUAAAUAUAAAUAAAGCUAUUUCAAACGCCAUAUAAUAAAAUUACAUUAUUCAACCGGACGUAAUGUUAACAGAGAAUAUCGACAACUACAUAUUUCCGGGGGGGUAGAAGAGUUCCUCCAAUAAAUACCAUUAAAAAUGUAAUUAAACAAUUUGACCAGGACAAUAGAAAGAAAUUUUGAUAAAGACCCCAAUAUACUUUCAAGGUCAAUUAUUAAACUGUUACAUUUGACAUCACCACUUUGAGUUCUCCUUUUUUAAUUUUGAUAUUUCAUAUUUUUUAGAAAAUCCUGAAUAUUCUAUACCUGACGUUAAAAAAACAUCCGGAAAGUCCUAUAGUAAAAUUCAUGGAAGGCUAAAGUAUCAUAAGAUUCACCCGUAUAAGUUCCUUCCAAUACAAAAUUUAACCGACGAAGAUAAAAAGCAGAAGCUUGAAUUUUGCAGUGAAAUGUAUUGAAGAAAGAAAAUAAAAUAAUAUUUACGGAUGAGGCUUCGUUCACAACAGCAGGUGUAUUAAAUAGGAAGAAUAAACAUUUUUGGACCCCCAAUAAUCCACAAAAAAUGCAGGCAGUGAAAAUCCAAGGAUGGACAUCUGUAUGGUGUGGUAUGUUGAACAAUAUGGUGGUGGUAACAAUUAUAUACGAAGGAUCCUUGAAUGGCAACAGAAAUGGAACAGUUGUUAGCAAAUGUGUCAGUUAGGAAUUACAUCAAGAUGGCGCACCUCCACGUAAUGCCCAACCGGUUACCGAUUAUCUAAAUAAUAAAUAUAGUCCAUAGUCCGCAUCCAUAGGUGGUGAUAGAUUUAGUAGAUUUUACCCUAACUCGGAAACAGGUUAACCCAUUGGUGAAACAGGAUUUAUUAGAUUGCUUAAUAGUAUCUUUAGACCAAAAUUAUUUUGAACUUAAUGGACAGAUUUAUAUCUCUAAAGAAGGUUUGAUUAUGGGAAUAAGUGGGGAUAAUUUGGAAAAUAUCAUACUAGAACAUCCUCUAAGUAAAAGUUUUUUAUGGUGGUAUAGAUAUGUGGACGAUGUCUUUGCUUGCUUUGUUGGAACUGACAGAUAAUUGAAUUAUUUUUUAAAUUACAUUAACUCAAUACAUAAUCGUAUAAAAUUCACUAUCGAGAUUGAACAGGAUAACUCUAUUAAUUUUUUAGACUUAACUAUUACGAAAGUGCAAAACAAAUUCGAUUUUUCAAUAUGUCAUAAACCUUGACACACGGACACAGUCAUACAUAACAGCUCAAAUCACCCUUAUACACACAAAAUGGCUGCAUUUAAAUGUUUUAUACACAAACUUCUUAAUACGCCACUCUCAACAGAAAAUUAAAAAUGAAAGAAAACAACGGCUACAAUCCGUCCAUUACAGAUAAAAUUAUAAAUAAAAAACAAAUACAGACAACAGUAAACUCUACUUAUCCGAAACCAAAUACAGAACACGAACAAUUUAAAACAAUUACAUAGAUAGGAGAACCUAGUGAAAAAGUUUCAAAACAUUUGUCAAAAUGUGGUUUAAAAAUAGCUUUCAGAACUAACAACACAAUAGGACAAUAUUUAAAAAACAAUAAAUCGAAAUAUCCAAAACCCAAAAAUCAGGUGUCUACAGGUUGAAAUGUGGAUUUUGUCCUAAAAUUUAUAUUGGACAAACAGGUAGAUCCUUCAAGAAAC
Cylas formicarius (sweet potato weevil) is the source of this 4109-nucleotide messenger RNA. RefSeq lists its product as uncharacterized. NCBI's taxonomy places the organism in Eukaryota, Metazoa, Arthropoda, Insecta, Coleoptera, Brentidae. Gene Ontology annotation, molecular function: isomerase activity; carbohydrate binding. Gene Ontology annotation, biological process: carbohydrate metabolic process. The transcript is spliced from 2 exons. The record is from RefSeq and is a predicted model, not a curated record. Bases 1 to 966 code for a protein of 321 amino acids.